Molecule: messenger RNA, 524 nt
Organism: Heteronotia binoei (common prickly gecko)
Lineage: Eukaryota; Metazoa; Chordata; Lepidosauria; Squamata; Gekkonidae
Product: histone H3
Exons: 1
Coding region: 47-457 (136 amino acids)
Cellular component (GO): nucleosome
Molecular function (GO): protein heterodimerization activity; DNA binding; structural constituent of chromatin
Source: RefSeq, a predicted model, not a curated record
CUCUUUUUCUUUUGGCGAGAGAAGUUCGGAAGGCUCUGGAGGCGACAUGGCCCGCACAAAACAGACGGCGCGCAAGUCGACGGGCGGGAAGGCGCCGCGCAAGCAGCUGGCCACCAAGGCUGCCCGCAAGAGCGCGCCGGCCACGGGGGGCGUGAAGAAGCCGCACCGCUACCGCCCGGGCACCGUGGCCCUGCGCGAGAUCCGCCGCUACCAGAAGUCCACCGAGCUGCUGAUCCGCAAGCUGCCCUUCCAGCGCCUGGUGCGCGAGAUCGCGCAGGACUUCAAGACCGACCUGCGCUUCCAGAGCUCGGCCGUCAUGGCCCUGCAGGAGGCCAGCGAGGCCUACCUGGUGGGCCUCUUCGAGGACACCAACCUGUGCGCCAUCCACGCCAAGCGCGUCACCAUCAUGCCCAAGGACAUCCAGCUGGCCCGCCGCAUCCGCGGAGAGAGGGCUUGAACGGACCGAGGGAGGGAGGGAGGAAGAAGCCGCGUCGACACACCCCAAAGGCUCUUUUCAGAGCCAC